GAGUUAGACACUGAUAUCAGAUGGAAGAGCUGAGUUCGCCCGACAGAUACUGAAGUUUUGUUCCAGCGGGAGCUUUUUUAAAUUGAAUUGUUGGACAUUUUAUUAUUGACAUGGGCUUUCUUCUCACCAAGAUGAUGGCUGUGUUCGGUGACAGAGAGCACAAAGUCAUUAUUGUGGGUUUGGACAAUGCUGGAAAGACAACCAUCCUCUAUCAGUUUUUGACAAAAGAAGCCGUCCACACAUCUCCAACCAUCGGCAGCAACGUUGAGCAGAUCACCGUCCGCAACACACACUUCUUGGUUUGGGAUAUCGGAGGACAGGAGAGCCUUCGAGCCAGCUGGUACUCGUACUACUGCAACACAGAGAUUGUCAUUCUGGUUGUGGACAGCACCGACCGUGAACGUCUCACUCUGACCAAAGAAGAGCUGCACCGAAUGCUCUUACAUGAGGACCUUCAGAACGCAGCUGUUCUCAUUCUGGCCAACAAACAAGACAUGAAGGGCUCGAUGACGGCGGCAGAGAUCUCCCAGUGCCUCACGCUCGACUCCAUCACAACACACUCCUGGCAUGUCCAAGCCUGCUGCGCCCUGACAGGAGAGGGCCUACCUGCCAGUCUGGACUGGAUGAAGUCACGGGUUGUUGCAAACUAGAGCACGCUCCAAAGCGGGUCAAACUUCCUCAAUCUGAGCCAACCCUGCGAAGGCCACGGUGUCAGGGUUUUUACAGUGUGGUUUUUUUUUUUUGGGCAAAGUCCUGUGAACAUGGCGCCUGCCUGAGAUAGAGCCUGUCUCUGCCACACCUACAGUAUGUCUUACCCAGCUGUGUGAGAGUCUGUACCAGCCUCAGGGUGGAUGAGCCACAGAGGAACCUGGAUGACUUUACAGUCGGUGUAACGCUCUCCUCCCCAGCCAAAUCUCAGUAAAUUCAGAUUCCAGGUGUUGAUUUUUUGUACUUUUCUAAAACCCGCUUUGUGGUUUUGAUUGUACUGCAAUAAUAAUCUGGUUUACUGGGAACGUUUACUGCACUGUUAGGAGAUGUUUUAGUGAGGUGGACCUACUUUGUUUAUAAAAGAUAUCCUCACCUGACCAGUAAUAUCACAUUCCACGCUGGUCUCCAUUUCAUAUCACUGAGGUUAAACAAGUUGCAUUUUUCCUUAGAACUGAAGAACGUGUGCCAUAGAUGUUACAGCCUUCACUUAAAUAAUACAACAUCUUAAAAACAUGAUCACAGAUUGAACACUAAAGCAUAUUUUCUUUUACAGAUAAAGAGUUUUCUCACAUUUUAAUUUGAGUUGGGCUUUAAUUUCAAUUUAGUGUGACAAUCAUGAUCUCAUUAUGACCUUUGAUUGGCGAUUCUCGUCACCAAUUACUUUCCAUCUUGAGUUACCUCGCUGGUUGCAAAACACCUUUUAGUAGCUGCCUUAUAUCGAUUACACAAUAACUGGGAAGAAACUGUAAGCACAUGCUGUAGCUCCUGUGGCCUCCCUCCCAGCUGUUGAUGUAUUAUGCCUCUGAACAUCUGCACACUUUUGUUCGACCUAAAGAUGUUUAUUUCUUUUAAACAAAGCUCUUCAAGUAUUUACUGUAUAUUACAGGAAUAUGAAAAAGGAGCAAGCUGUUAAGUAUUAUGAGUCAUAUUUUAAAGUAUGUAUUGUAUUGUGUAAAGUUUUUGAAUAAAUAUUAUU
Molecule: messenger RNA, 1684 nt
Organism: Morone saxatilis (striped sea-bass)
Lineage: Eukaryota; Metazoa; Chordata; Actinopteri; Moronidae
Gene: arl5c
Product: ADP-ribosylation factor-like 5C
Exons: 6
Coding region: 111-650 (179 amino acids)
Biological process (GO): vesicle-mediated transport; intracellular protein transport; protein localization to Golgi membrane
Cellular component (GO): trans-Golgi network; cytoplasm
Molecular function (GO): GTPase activity; GTP binding
Source: RefSeq, a predicted model, not a curated record